Molecule: messenger RNA, 920 nt
Organism: Sclerotinia trifoliorum
Lineage: Eukaryota; Fungi; Ascomycota; Leotiomycetes; Helotiales; Sclerotiniaceae
Source: the annotation of a GenBank genome assembly
ACACAAAUGGAGAUUCUGUCCUAACCGAUCCUCCUUUUAUCUGACACAUCAUUUUGUAUAAUUUCAAUUCCUGUCAACUUGAUCCGCAAUAAAGCAUUGCACCGUCUGUGCACGCUCUUUUCUAGGUACGACACGUCUCGAUAUCUUCAUUAACCUGACUGCUCCUAUUCUCCAUCCUUAUGAGCCAUCUACAAUGGAAAGCCUGUCGCAGUCGUCAGAUCCUUCGUCGGAACAGCUCACAACCUUCUCACGUUUUUCGGCACUUCCAACGGAGCUACGUCUCAUGAUUUGGUAUUUGCAUAUACACCCUAGGCGAGAAUUAAAUAUUAGACUGAAAUUAGACUAUACACACAUAAGACAGCCAGUAGUCCUGAGCUGUUUCAUUGCCUGAGUUAAUAUUGGUUCGACUAAGGUCAAUCCUAUUCCGACAAUACUUCAUAUCAAUCGUGAGGCACGAGAGGUCGGAUUAUCAAGCUAUGAAUUAGCUUUUGGAAGUCGUGAUGGGGCUAAAAUCGCGUACAUUGAUUUUAAAAGGGAUGCACUAAAGCUUAAGUUGACUGGUGAAAGAUCAUUACCCAUGAUUCUUGCCGGCUUCCAGGGUGGAGAAGCAAAAAAGAUUAGGAAUCCGGAGUUAAAUGUAUUUAAUUUGAACGCAUUUUGUUGGGAUUACAUCCAGCGUUUCAGCGGUUUAAGGAUACUGUGCUUGGGAAUAUGGGAAACGCACAUUAACAUAGAUGAGCUUUCAAUUAUGGAGGAUAGGCUGAGGUCUUCUGCGCGGAAAUAUCCUAAGUGGAAAGUUCCAAAGAUCAGGGUGGGCUUCAGGCAUACGAAAUCCUCGUAUAGAUUGCAACUUUGAAAAAUCACGGGGUAUUUAGAUUUUCAAUUUUCAAUUGGUUUAUUUUAUCUUUAAACGUUGGGGU